UAGCGAGAGAGGUAACGAGUACAGCAACCUGCUCGCGGCUUCCCCUCUGCCUCUUUUCAGGUUCUCGGUCCACGAAGUGACAGACAUUUCUCUCUCUGCUUCUCUCCGAGCCCCCAGGAGUGUCUCCAAGUCGCGUGGAAGUCGCUCGUCACUCACAGCCAAAGUCCAAAUCACUUCAUGGAUUCUUUGGUGCAGCAUGUCUGUCACGCUCCAUACAACCCAAGGUGAUCUGAAGGUCGAGAUCUUCUGCGAAGCUGUGCCGAAAACAGCGGAGAAUUUCCUCGCCCUAUGCGCCUCUGGGGCGUAUGAUGGCACCCCCUUCCACCGCCUGAUCCCCGACUUCAUGGUCCAAGGUGGCGAUACGUCUUUGUCCCCCGAGAACGCGACUGCGGAAAAGCCAGUUCCGAAGGGCGGGGAAUCAAUAUGGGGAGGUUAUUUUGAAGAUGAGAUCAAAGUCCCUGCGCUGAGACAUAGCGGCCGGGGAAUGGUGUCCAUGGCAAACAAGGGCCCCGGCACCAAUGGAAGCCAGUUUUUUGUCACUUUUAAAGAUGCGGCUCACUUGGAUGGCAAGAAUACGGUUUUCGGAAGGGUUAUUGAGGGUGCGGAAGAAGGCGGCACGCUGGACAAGAUGGAGGCCGUGGAGGUGGACAAGAAAUACCGUCCCAAGGAGAAGAUUGUCCUGGAGAAGGUGACGAUCCAUGCGAAUCCUCUGGCAGCGUGAAUCAAACCGGCCAGGUGGAGAAGCGAGAGACACACGAAACCAAUGCGACACGACUUGGGCAGGAGACUCUUUAGCGCCAUCCUCCGCAGCUCGAACCAAAAUGUACUGCCAUAGCAGGUUUCGGGGACAGGCUACAAGACGACAGCUAGAGAAGGAAAGGGCAUUGAGGCAGCCGCUUCGACGUAGGAAGAGCAACUAACAGCAGUUGAGAUGGACGGUCGUAGUCUUCAUCGGCCAAGCAACAACCCAGCAGCUUGGGCCGCAAGGGAGAGUUGCUUGCUCGUCCCUUUCUGGCCGACGUUGAUGGCCACGGGAAAGUCAAGUGUGCACCCUAGAAAGAGGUCGCAAAGAACUAUGGUGACGGGAAUAUCGUAUGCUAGUUCCAGCGAUUCGGAUCGGAAAGUAGAGACCAUGGGUUGUCGACCCAUCGGAGCCAAACAUUCCCAUGGCGAUACCCAGUUCAGGUCGACCAUGUAUCAUUCUAAACUCACCUUUUGGCGGCUGAGAAGGAAUGUCACCAAAUGUUUGAUGUCGGUCGGAUAGGGCCUCUCUCCCGAUAGAUGUUCGUGGUUGGCCGGCCCGGGGCCAAGAGCAUGGAUGUGCCGUUCGCAAGCGUCUCCGCUGGCAAAAAAUGUCAGCCGCUCCGUGGACGGACUUGAGGAGUGGAUGGAGUGUCAGGCAACCCGAAUUGGCAUGUUGAUGGUCAAUGGACGACGGGAUGCGGAGGUAUUUAGCGCGGCACGGAGGACGAGGACUUGUCGGGUAUAUUUGUGAGCGGUUCAGACGUACGACCUACAAACCCAAGGAUUGCGGGAUGGGGGGAGAGAUGGCAAGAUGCUGACAAGCUGGAAGUCGGAGGAUUAUUGCUGAGAUGAAUGCCAUACCUGGGAGAUGGAUUUGAUGCAUGCAAACAGCCACAGUGGGUGACGAAAGACGACUGGAAGAGGACAACGCGUGGCUCGCAGCAUGGCGAUCAGGUGGGGGCGCAAAUGGGCAAUGAGCGACAGGCACUGGAUCUUGGGCCAUAGACUAUGGGGGAUGGGGGAAGGGGGGAUUCGCAAUAG
Messenger RNA from Cladophialophora immunda, 1785 nucleotides. RefSeq names its product peptidyl-prolyl cis-trans isomerase-like 3. The record is from RefSeq and is a predicted model, not a curated record. Gene Ontology annotation, cellular component: catalytic step 2 spliceosome. Bases 197 to 721 code for a protein of 174 amino acids. NCBI's taxonomy places the organism in Eukaryota, Fungi, Ascomycota, Eurotiomycetes, Chaetothyriales, Herpotrichiellaceae. Gene Ontology annotation, biological process: protein peptidyl-prolyl isomerization; protein folding. Gene Ontology annotation, molecular function: peptidyl-prolyl cis-trans isomerase activity. The transcript has 2 exons.